AUGCCGAAUGGACUACGGUUGUUUGACCGACUGGGCGUGUGUGACGAGCUCUACGCGAGAGGAUACAGUGGCGGCAUGUUGACGGUUCAUUCGGCUGCCGGGGGUGUGGUCGGGGCGCAAGAUAUGGUCGGCUGGGCGCGGAGUCAGACCGGGUAUGGAUAUUUGAGGAUCAAGCGGGUUGACCUGGUUGAUGUUUUGUUGGACGCUGUUCGGAGGGAGGGGAUCGAGGUGAAGUUUGGAGUGAAGGUGACGGGGAUAGAGGAUGGGGUUGUCCAUACCGAGAAUGGGAAUGAUAGGGCUGAUUUGGUGCUGGGAUGUGAUGGGAUUCAUUCAUUUGUUAGGAGGAAUGUUGUUGAUCCUGAGUGCGUGAGUGAGUACUCCGGCUUUGCGGGGUCUUUUUCGAUUGUUGCUGCUUCGCAAUUGCCACCGCGGACGGUGGAUACGAUGAAUGGAUUGCAUGCUAUGACGACCGAGGAGGGAAUGUUCAUGGUCAAUCCUUGUACAGCAAACAAAGAUGAAGUGAUGUGGGGUUUUUCGCGGGAGGUGGAACUACCUGGCCAUGGAAGAGAUGGGUGGGAGGAGACUCGCAAGGCUGAGGUGAAGGGAUUCAAAGACUAUCUUCUGGGAGUGCUCCAGACUGCGACUGGCGAAUGGGGCUCACUCAUCAAGGACCUCAUUCAGAACACUUCUGUCGUCAAGUUUCAUCCCGUCUACCGGCUCCCACUUGGUGGAUGUUGGUACAAAGAUCGGUGUCUUUUGCUUGGUGACGCAGCACAUGCCAUGUCACCGCAUGCUGGACAGGGUGUGUCCAUGGCCCUCGAAGAUGCGUUCUUGCUUUCGAGGCUUCUUGAGGAUUCGACUCGACCCCUGUCGCAGGUGUUCGCGAAAUACGACGAGGUUCGUCGCCCGAGGGUGAAUGAAAUCUACUUGCAGGCUGCCGAUAAUGCCAGCAUGAGGAAGAAGACUGGUCCAUGGGGCCUGUGGCUGAGAGAAACAGCUUUCGGCACGUACAUGAGAUUCAGCAAUGCUCUAGGGUUAGAGAAAUGGGCAUUUGGACAGAAGCAAUUGGUCUAUGACAUCGAUCAGGUGGAGUUAUGA
Molecule: messenger RNA, 1098 nt
Organism: Penicillium olsonii
Lineage: Eukaryota; Fungi; Ascomycota; Eurotiomycetes; Eurotiales; Aspergillaceae
Source: the annotation of a GenBank genome assembly